This is a messenger RNA of Owenia fusiformis, 1133 nucleotides long. The record is from the annotation of a GenBank genome assembly. NCBI's taxonomy places the organism in Eukaryota, Metazoa, Annelida, Polychaeta, Sabellida, Oweniidae.
UGAUAAAAUGAUCAAUGUGACCACAUCUAAGGUUGACACAGUAGGUUGCAGAAAUAAAUAGAACCCACAAAACUACAGCACAAAGCACCAAAAAGUGUAACAAUGCAAAUAACACCAAAGAUAAUACAAGCUAUGCUCCUUUUCCCAAUUAUAAGUGGAAGUCUUCUCAACAAUGACCUGUUGCCAAAAUGGAUUAAAAAGGAGGUGAAGAAAGCAAAAACAAGAGAUAUACCAAUGAUAGAUCAGGAUUGUAAGACAAUGGGCAGGCCAUAUGCUGCAUAUCAAGUUAAUAAAACGCUUAUACACAGAUGCAUGUACUUUGAAUGCUACAAUCGAGAGUACACUCUGAAGUCCUGUCCUGACGGGCUAGGUGUAUCGAGAAGGAUCGUUAAGAAAGGCUACUCCAACUCAUAUCCAUGCACAAGAACUGUGAGAAAAUGUCGGCAUACCUUGUUAGAGAAAGGAGUAGAGAAUAUAAGAGUGAGUGGGUGUGGUCCUGAUAUAAUUUGGGUGAUUGAUGUUUCUUGUUCUAUAACGGAAGUAAAUAAGAUGAAAGUAAAGAACUUUGUGUCAGCAGUUACCAGACGGAUACCAGCAUUUCCACCUUUUGCACAGUUUGGUGCCUUGACAUUUGCAAGUUCGGUGUAUGACACUUUGUUCAUGAACACUUACAAUAACCAAAAAAAUGUCAUGAAUGCACUGAGACAUAUGAAGACAAAGAUACCAAAGAAAGAAUGUGGCACAGCAACAUGGCUGGCUCUACAGAGUGCUAGAGAAUCACAGCUCUCAGAGAAAAAUGGAAAUCGACCAGAUCGAGCAGAUAUUGUUGUUGUGAUGACAGAUGGGAGGACAAAUCCACCAGAGGAAUGGAUGAAGACAGUUGAACAAGCUAGAUUGCUUCAUAAGGUCACAGAUAAAGUGAUCCUUAUAGAACUUCCCAAUGCUUCUCUUCAUCAAGGAUCACUGAAACAGCAACAGGAGAGAAAACGACUGGCAGAACGUGAAUUUUCUGAAAUACCAACCGAUAAGACAAAAGAUAGAUAUUCUUUGAGCACAUUUGAUGAUCUUGAAACGCUGAUAGAAGACUUGGUCAACCUUUCAUGUUUCCAGCUUUGAAGAUUUUAAUUGUAAAA